Molecule: messenger RNA, 1682 nt
Organism: Lotus japonicus
Lineage: Eukaryota; Viridiplantae; Streptophyta; Magnoliopsida; Fabales; Fabaceae
Exons: 2
Coding region: 167-1342 (391 amino acids)
Source: RefSeq, a predicted model, not a curated record
GACCAAAAACAAAAAUGAAACCCAACAGUCCAAGCCCAUAGCAAUCGUCUUCGUCGUCGUCGUUGAAGUCGUCGUCCUUCACUGACUGUUGACCAUAAAAAAAAAAGUCGUUUUCCUCUCUGCAACACCACCGAGUUCAAUCGAGAACGAUAGCACAGUGCAAGAAAUGGAGAUAGAAGAAGGUGAGAUCAUAGACCUAUUCGAGCUUCACUAUUCAGACUUAUCCUCUUCAACUUCAACCAAAGUCGAUUCCAUCAUGGAAGCCCUCGGAGCCACCGGUCCCGGCCUCCUCGCCAUUACCGGCGUCCCCAACCUCUGCCGCUCUUACCUCCUCCCACUCGCUCGCAAACUCGCUCUUCUCGACCACGAAACCCGUAAACGCAUCCUCAAGGAGCACAAUUUGGGUAGUGAUGUUCCUCUGAGAAACCCUGAUAGGAGUGUGUCCUCCUUCGCUGCGCAACUGAAGUAUUCCAAUUCACAUUGCGAUUCCGGUGCGAAAUUUGACUCAUUUGAGAAUCUUGGAAGCGCUUUCCGGGAGUUAGGGUUUUGCAUGAUGGAGCUGGGGCUUUGCCUUGCGCGUGUGUGUGAUAAGGCUAUUGGUGGAAAUGAUUUAGAGCAGAGCUUGUUAGAAUCUUGUGCUGCGAAGGGUCGUCUUAUUCAUUAUCAUUCGCAUUUAGAUGCAAUCCUCCUUAAUGAGAGGAGCAAGACAAGUAGCAAAAGAGGGGUGAAGAGUAUGAAACCAUUACUUGGGUCAGAAUGCAAGUCAAUUGCCAAUGAUGCUAAUUUGUGGCAGCAGUGGCAUUAUGAUUAUGGUAUAUUCACUGUUCUGACUGCUCCCUUGUUUCUAACGCCGUCUUGUUUAGAGACAAGUAGUGCGGAAGGUUCAUUGUGUUGGGAGCAAUGUCCGUCGCCAACUGGGCAUACAUGUUUGCAGAUAUACGAUCCGAAUAAGAAAAGGGUAUUUAGGGUUAGAGCCCCUCCUGAAAGUUUUAUCAUUCAAGUUGGGGAAUCUGCUGAUAUAAUCUCGAAAGGGAAGCUUAGAUCAACCCUGCACUCUGUUUAUAGACCUUCCAAGUUUGAGAAUUUGAGCAGAGAAACUUUUGUUGUGUUUCUGCAGCCUGCAUGGACUAAAACAUUCUCCGUAUCGGAUUAUCCUCGGUGUUUAGUUGCCUCUGAUGAUGGACAACAGUUUGAGAAGGACGAGAAUGAACUAAGUCACGAGAUUCAGAAAAUUGUUCCCCCACUUUCAUCGCGGUUGAGAGAUGGGAUGACUUUUGCUGAGUUCUCACGUGAAACAACAAAGCAGUAUUAUGGUGGUAGUGGUUUGCAAUCAAAUAGAUGACUAAUUUCUGUUUCUGGCUGGUCCAGUUUCAAUGUAUACUUUCAUCCAAAGUAAUAGAUUUUUAGAGGUUAACCUUUGUGAUUAUGUAUUUUGGUAACUUAGACUUUGUUUGGAUUGGGGGAAGGUGAUGGAGUAGAAUGGAGUGGAGGGGAUGGAGCACGAUGUCCCUUGUUUGGAUUAAUUAAAAAUGGAUGGAAAGGGAUGAAUCCUAGUGGCACACAUUCCAUCAGAUACCACUACUCUCCCCCACUUUUGUUCCUCCCAAAUUUGGGUGGAAUGGGAUGGAGCAAAAAACUGAUGUCUAAUAAAAUUAUUAAAAUACUCUUUUACCCCUUUGUAA